This is a messenger RNA of Homo sapiens (human), 11830 nucleotides long. RefSeq names its product serine/threonine kinase 4 (gene STK4). Bases 5561 to 6985 code for a protein of 474 amino acids. Gene Ontology annotation, molecular function: protein serine/threonine kinase activity; protein serine kinase activity; protein serine/threonine kinase activator activity. The transcript is spliced from 13 exons. NCBI's taxonomy places the organism in Eukaryota, Metazoa, Chordata, Mammalia, Primates, Hominidae. Gene Ontology annotation, cellular component: nucleus; cytoplasm. The record is from RefSeq and is a predicted model, not a curated record. Gene Ontology annotation, biological process: protein import into nucleus; anatomical structure morphogenesis; protein stabilization.
AGGAGGUCCGCGGGAGGAUGGAGCAGUGAGCGGGUCUGGGCGGCUGCUGGCAGCGCCAUGGAGACGGUACAGCUGAGGAACCCGCCGCGCCGGUGAGGGGCCACUGGCUAAGAGGACGGGCAUGGGGUCAGGGGAAGAAAAGGCGGGAACUGGUUGAGGGGAUACACCUGUGUGGGAGUCCCCGGAGCUAAGCGACCCAGCCGAUGGGGCACCUGCUGAGUGAGGGGGGGGACGUCUGGUGGGUGAGGGUCCGGCUGAGGGGAGCAUCUGCUAAGGAGGUUAGACUUGGGACCGGUUAGAGGGAGCACUCGCUGUGGUGAGACUGUGCUGAGGAACGUGGGGACAAGUUAGGGAGAGUACCUGCUGAGGCCGGGCCACUCGGGGGAACGCUAUCCAAGCAGGGACUCACGGAGGUGGGGGCGAAUGCUGAAGCAGGGUGAGAAUCUGUGAGGGAUCUCUUUAAGGGGGUGGAUCGAGAACUGGCCAAGAGGAAGGCCGGGUGGACUUUCUAAGGGUCUGAAGUCCCACUUGAGGGGUGCGGUGGGGGGAUCUGUGGAGGGGAAAAGCUUUGCGCCUAAGGCUGAAAGCAUGCGAGGAAAGGUUGAGGGUCUAGCAAGGGAGGGGAUGGUGGAGGGUAGCAUUUCAGAGGAUGCUGUUGGUGGUGUCCCCACUGUAGGAUGGCAUCUUUUAUUACUGAUGUUCAGUGUCUUCCUAAUGGUCUUCACAUCCUCCUCAGCUCUUCAGAACCUGACAUUGGGAGGUAGGUAAGGAAAUAAGAGGAUAUUUUCGAGAUGGGGAGACUGAGGUCCAGAGUAGUUGGGAAGUGUUUCCUUCUUUACUCCGGGUCACUGAACCCUGCCAGUCUGUGCCCUUUUCAGGCCUCAGUUGUUUUGUGAAUAUCAGCACCAAAUCCUAGUGGUACCUGGAAUUGCUUUAGUUCAAGAUCAGGAUGGUGGCUGAUCCUAGAAAAUCUCAACUCCUGGAUUUCCCUUGUGGACAUCCCGGGUCUUUUGCCACUCUACCACAUCUGGAGAAAAGUAGGGACUAGAGACCGAAGGAGUCAUGCUUCUCUGAGGUUCAGUGUGGUUACUUCUAUUUCACAGAGACGUCUGACUUCCUGCAGCAGAAUGAGCUCUAAAGAAGGAAGUGUUCAGGGUGUGGAAGUGCAGGGCAACCAAGAGGUGAAGAGAAGGGAUUGACUGCCUGGGCAGCACUCUUAGGGGUUGUUUGAGCUUGGGGAUGUUUGAGGUGCACAAACAUUGCAGAAGGCAAAUAGGUGGUUGGGAUGGGCUUUGGAUUCACCCUAGCGUAGUGUGCUGAGACUGUAAUAGUAAUGAUUAUUACACUCAUAUUGCACUUACCGGGUGCCAGGCACUGUUCUAAGUGCUUUCCAUGUGUCCUGCUGAAGCAUAUGAAAUUGCUGAUAUUUGACCAUUUUUGAACCAUAAAAACCUCAUUUGAACUCAUUUGAACCUCACAACAAUCCUGUGUGGUAGAUAUCCCUAUAUGUCUGUUUUACAGAUGAUAAAACUGAGAUACAGAGGGUAGUGAUUUGCUGGGAGAAGUCAUAGCAAGUAAGAGACAGAGCUAGGAUUUUAAUGUCUAUGGGGUCUGGUCCAAAGUCCAUGUUCUUUUUUUUUUUUUGAGACGGAGUCUCACUCUGUCGCCCAGUCUGAAGUGCAGUGGCGCAAUCUCGGCUCACUGCUACUUCCGCCUUCUGGGUUCAAGCGAUUCUCCUGCCUCAGCCUCCUGUGUAACUGGGACCACAGGUGCGUGCCACCACGCCUGGCUAAUUUUUUGUAGUUUUAGUAGAGACGGGGUUUCACCGUGUUAGCCAGGAUGGUCUCUAUCUCCUGACCUCGUGAUCCGCCCACCUUGGCUUCUCAAAGUGGUGGGAUUACAGGCGUGAGCCACCGGGCCCGGCCAUGCUCUUAACUGCCUCACUCUGAUGCCUCUCUAAAAGUACCCCUGUUUCACAGGUCUCUGUGUAUGUUAGCAGAUAUUUACUAUAGUACCAUAGUGAUCCAAUUAUGAAUGCACACUAGUUAUGUUUCUUUCUGAACUAUGUUCGUUCGUUCUUCUUGGUUUCUUUCUCCGAGGCCUUGGUUUAAUUGAAAAGAGGAUUAGGAAUCUGAGUUUUGUUUCCCCCUUUGCCUUGUCUUACAUAAUCUUGAGCAAAGGACUAAAGUUUCUUGGCAUGCUCAUUCCUGUACCUUUUGGAUUUUAAAAAAUGUAUUAAAAGCACAAGAGAAGAGCAUUGCAGGACUGGGUUCUGAAGUGGCUGGUGAUUCCCAGCUCAUUGUAACUAGUAGAUUGCCUAAUUUGAAGCAGAUCAAUUUUAUUAUCACGUGUAUCAGUUUAUCAGGACAAGACAAAGUGUCAUGGAGUGGGUGGUUUAAGCAACGUAAAUUUAUUCUCUCACUGUUCUGAAGGCUAGAGAUCUGAAAUCAAGGCAUUGUCAGAGUUGUUUCUUUUGACGCCUUUGCUUGACUCGUAGAUGGCCAUCUCCCUGUGUCUCCAUGUUCUUCCUUCUGUACCUGUCAGUGUCCUAAUCUCCUCUUAUAAGGACACCAGUCAUACUGGAUUAGGGCAUGCCCAUAUGACCUCAUUUUAUCUUAAUUACCUCUUUAAAGGCCUUGUCUCCAAAUACAGUCACAUUCUUAGGUGGUGGGUAUUAGGACUUCAGCAUAUGAAUUGGGGUAAGCUGGGGACACAGUUUUAUUAUGUAAGAUUUUGUCCAUUUAUCAUGUAUAGUUGUUGUAAUCCAUAUCAAAUUCUGUGUGGAAAAAGAAAUAGUUACACAUAAAAUGAACUUUAUGGGAGUUCUGAAAUGGGAGAAAGCUUUGAGAAUUAGCCAGACCUGUAAGUGACUACUUCAUAGACACCAUUACUUGUGUUUGGAAAGAUACAGGUGUCUUUUCAGAAAUUCAGAUGGCAUGUGUUUCCAAUAACCCCAGUGCAGGAAAUGCCCUUUGUGUUCGUGAGUUUGACAUUUGUGUGUGUGUGUGAUUAAGUGAUGACAGAUUGGUGUCUCAUAUAGGAGUUAAUAAUUUUAAAAAAUGAGUUGCCAUUAGAUUAAUGUUAUAGUGGAAGGCGUAGAGUGCAUUCCUGGGAUGCUGGCCAUCCACAUGGCCAUCUGACUUAGGAGAGGAGCAUCCACCAGUAUUUGGUCCAUGGAUGCUCUGUUGAUCAGGCUUGUUCAUUUAUGAGCAAGUGCUGAAACCGUCUGGAACCUGGGGAAGUCCCAGAUAAGAGAACUGUAUUAUCAGAGUCAGGCUGUUUUGGUAAUAGUGUUUUUUCUGUGAAGAGUCAUGGUAUAAAAUAUUAUUAUGAAUCACUUAUCAAAAUAUUUUUAUAGAAAUGUUGAUAAUUCAGUAAUACUUCUUAGGUGAAAUUCUGUUUUAUUGUGAUAAUUCAAAGAUUGCUGAUGAAAUUCGUGAUUCCCAUCAUUACAUUUGUGAAUCCAUUUCACAAAUAUAUUUUGACCACCUCUUGGUUAUCAGGCACCAGAGAUGUAAUAGCGCCUUAAGUUCAAGUUGUUUUUAAUAGCCCCGGAUCAAAAACAAACAAAAAAGCACUUAGAUUGUUUCAAAGAUGUAUUCGAGCCGUCAUAUGCUAAAUGACGAGUUAAUGGGUGCAGCACACCAGCAUGGCACAUGUAUACAUAUGUAACUAACCUGCACAUUGUGCACAUGUACCCUAAAACUUAAAGUAUAAUAAUAAUUAAAAAAAAAGAAAAAAAAAGUUUGUCAAAGUAUUAUCAGAGGUUUGCAGCUGUCUAUCUCAAGGCAGUGGCAAUUUCCUUUGUUAUGCUGUGGUCCCUGAAGUAGUUGAAAUAGUGACUUUUGCAUUUUGUAAACCACAGAGAGUCAACACUUCAAAGAAACAUACUUGAUCUUCCUUUGUAUAAGCUGUUUAUACAACUUUGAUUAUACUUGAGAAGUGAGGUAUUGUCCAAUGUUUAUACAAUUACAAUUCAGGACUUUACCAAAAAAACCCUGGCAUAUGAGAUGUUCGUUCUGACUUCUGAGUUUAUAGAAGUUUCAGUUCUGAAGUUUAAGAGGAGUUUCACUUCAUCCCUUUUCAUUUUGAAGGCAGCUGAAAAAGUUGGAUGAAGAUAGUUUAACCAAACAACCAGAAGAAGUAUUUGAUGUCUUAGAGAAACUUGGAGAAGGUCAUCGUCUUUUUGUAAGUUGGAAAAAUACUCUUUGGAAUCCAGCAAGAAAUCAAGCAGAGAAGGGAAGUAAAAAUGACACACCAGCUGUGCUGUGAAAAGACAAGUCCAAGAUGAAUCUGAAGACUGCCAGUUGACUGGCAUCAUUAAAGAGACGAGGUCUCACUGUGUUGCCCAGGCUGGUCUUGAACUCUUGGCCUUAAGUGAUCCUCCUGCCUCAGCCUCCCAAAGUGCUAGGAUUAGAGACGUGAACCACUGCACCUGGACAAAUUGCGUUUUAGAUCUAUGGAUGUCUUCUGCAAGGAAUGUGGAAAUUUCCCUAUGAAGAUAUCACCAGGGAGAAAACAAAGCUUCAGAUCUUUCUUCCCAUACUAUCACCUUAUUGUUCUUCUAAAUAAUACCAGAUUUCUGGUAUUUCUUGGAUUUCUGUUAUUCUGACUGAAUGAACCUAAGCAAGCCUCAUUUAACUAGGAAUAUUUUGAAGGAAGACCUUCACUGCACUUCUUUUCCAAACAUGUGACACAAUGCUAUUCUUUUUUUUUGAGAUUAAGUCUUGCUCUGUCACCAGGCUGGAGUGCAAUGUCACAAUCUCGGCUCACUGCAACCUCCGCCUCCCAGGUUCAAGCGAUUCCCCUGCCUCAGCCUCCUGAGUAGCUGGGACUAUAGGCACACACCACCACGCCCGACUUAUUUUUUGUAUUUUAGUAGAGAUGGGGUUUCACCAUAUUGGCCAGGAUGGUCUUGAUCUCGUGAUCUUGUGAUCUGCCUGCCUCAGCCUCCCAAAUUGCUGGAAUUACAGAUGUGAGCCACCACGCCUGGCCAAUGCUAUUCUUAAAUUGUUCGGGAGGAUGAAUGGUUUGUGAACUCUCACUGACUUGUAUCUUGUGAAAUGAGCUAUGGCUAAAAAAACUGUUGGAUUCUGGAGGCUGCAAUCAUUCUGUGUUAUGAGGAUCAUAUGGAUCUGUGGCAGAGUAGAGCCAAAGCUCCAGACCAGGAUGAGUGGAGAGCACUUGGGAAGUGUUUUCAAGUGGAGCCUAGCACCUUUUUUCUUCUACUUAAAGUUGUACACAUUGACUCAUUUGAAUUUUUAUCAUAGAAUGAUAACAAAAGCAUCUUGCCCAUGGUUUCAUAAAAAAUGAGUGCUAUUGUUAAGACUUGUAUCUGAUUAAUUUGGCCUCAGAUACUGUGGUAUUUCCAUUUUUCUACAUAGAUCCUUGCCUUGCAUGGCUUAUGUAAAACACCUACUUCUCCAUUCUCUGCUGUCAGUUGUAAUUCAUUGAAUCAUCUCAUUUUGUUGUAGGGAAUCAAGUUUUAAGGGACUUGCUUGUGAGUAUGAUUGCUGAAAUCUUCUAACCACCCCCUAUCCCUGCCUUCAGAUUACUGUAGAUGCAGUAUAUGGAAUCAGGAAUCUUAACUUCAUGUGAGCUAUUGGAGUUUUCCUUGCUAUCAGGAUGCAUAGGGAGGUCCUAUGGCAGCGUAUACAAAGCUAUUCAUAAAGAGACCGGCCAGAUUGUUGCUAUUAAGCAAGUUCCUGUGGAAUCAGACCUCCAGGAGAUAAUCAAAGAAAUCUCUAUAAUGCAGCAAUGUGACAGCCCUCAUGUAGUCAAAUAUUAUGGCAGUUAUUUUAAGAACACAGACUUAUGGAUCGUUAUGGAGUACUGUGGGGCUGGUUCUGUAUCUGAUAUCAUUCGAUUACGAAAUAAAACGUUAACAGAAGAUGAAAUAGCUACAAUAUUACAAUCAACUCUUAAGGGACUUGAAUACCUUCAUUUUAUGAGAAAAAUACACCGAGAUAUCAAGGCAGGAAAUAUUUUGCUAAAUACAGAAGGACAUGCAAAACUUGCAGAUUUUGGGGUAGCAGGUCAACUUACAGAUACCAUGGCCAAGCGGAAUACAGUGAUAGGAACACCAUUUUGGAUGGCUCCAGAAGUGAUUCAGGAAAUUGGAUACAACUGUGUAGCAGACAUCUGGUCCCUGGGAAUAACUGCCAUAGAAAUGGCUGAAGGAAAGCCCCCUUAUGCUGAUAUCCAUCCAAUGAGGGCAAUCUUCAUGAUUCCUACAAAUCCUCCUCCCACAUUCCGAAAACCAGAGCUAUGGUCAGAUAACUUUACAGAUUUUGUGAAACAGUGUCUUGUAAAGAGCCCUGAGCAGAGGGCCACAGCCACUCAGCUCCUGCAGCACCCAUUUGUCAGGAGUGCCAAAGGAGUGUCAAUACUGCGAGACUUAAUUAAUGAAGCCAUGGAUGUGAAACUGAAACGCCAGGAAUCCCAGCAGCGGGAAGUGGACCAGGACGAUGAAGAAAACUCAGAAGAGGAUGAAAUGGAUUCUGGCACGAUGGUUCGAGCAGUGGGUGAUGAGAUGGGCACUGUCCGAGUAGCCAGCACCAUGACUGAUGGAGCCAAUACUAUGAUUGAGCACGAUGACACGUUGCCAUCACAACUGGGCACCAUGGUGAUCAAUGCAGAGGAUGAGGAAGAGGAAGGAACUAUGAAAAGAAGGGAUGAGACCAUGCAGCCUGCGAAACCAUCCUUUCUUGAAUAUUUUGAACAAAAAGAAAAGGAAAACCAGAUCAACAGCUUUGGCAAGAGUGUACCUGGUCCACUGAAAAAUUCUUCAGAUUGGAAAAUACCACAGGAUGGAGACUACGAGUUUCUUAAGAGUUGGACAGUGGAGGACCUUCAGAAGAGGCUCUUGGCCCUGGACCCCAUGAUGGAGCAGGAGAUUGAAGAGAUCCGGCAGAAGUACCAGUCCAAGCGGCAGCCCAUCCUGGAUGCCAUAGAGGCUAAGAAGAGACGGCAACAAAACUUCUGAGCAAGGCCAGGCUGUGAGGGCCCCAGCUCCACCCAGGCUUUGGGUGAAUUCUGGAUGGCUUGCCUCAUGUUUGUUAGCCAGCACUUCUGCUCUGUCGUCUCUCCACAGCACCUUUGUGAACUCAGGAAUGUGCGCCAGUGGGAAGGGCUCUCUUGACAGUCAGCGUGCCAUCUUGAUGUGUGUAUGUACAUUGGUCAGGUAUAUUAUCUCAAAGGAUUUAUAUUGGCGCUUUUAACUCAGAGUUUUAAACCCCAGGAACAGAGACUCCUAGUUGAGUGAUAGCUGGGAAAGUUUUACAUUGUCUGUUUUUCUUCUCCCAAUAGCUUUCAAUUGUUCUUUCUGGAAGACUUUUAAAAAAAUAUAAAUAUGCAUAUAUAUAUAUAAAUUAUAAAUAGAUUCCCCACGCAGUGUGGUGGCAUCUCUGUACAGGUACAGUUUUAAACGGUUUGCCUCUUUUCUGUAAGAUUAUGGUACUGUGGAACAUGAGGGCAGAGGACACCGGGAGGCUGUUAGGGGGUCACUGAAUCCCAGGAGCCAACCUCCCCCUUUGCAGGGCUGCAUUUAAAAAUUAGGUUUGGGACAGUUCUUGUACCGUGGUUUCAGCCUUGUGUGGUCAUCACUGGCUUCUGGAGCUAUUGGUGAUGUCCAAGGGAAAGCUUUGAGAGUUUAUGUUUACUCUUUGAGUCCCAGGAGAAGCCUGGCACCCUCUUUGCAAAUUGGCCUUUGCUCUUUCAAUGCCUUUCAUCCAUCUCCACUCUCUCAACUGCCUAAAGUCACAGCACAGAUACUGCCCAGUGCCUUAAGAGGAGACAUGAUCUCUACCAGGGACUCUCAGCAAACACGGGACUGUGUUCAGUCCACAAAGGAAAAGCGUUUUUGAAGCUCUCAUUGUUCAUGUAAAAAUCAUACACGUGGCAUGUUGCUCCACAUUCCUUACACACAGGGGUAGAGGGGAUUGCUUUUGUGACCCACGUUCAAAUAUGUGACUGUUUUCUUUUCUCUUUUACUGCUAAGCAGCCUGGAAAGGAUAAAUGAAUAUUAGACUAAGAUUUGUUUUCCAGGAGGCUCAAUCUGAACACACAGAAUGUCAGAGCUGGAAGGGACUAUAGAGAUCAUCUGAUCUGAUCCUCUUGUACGGAUGAUCGCAAAACUGAGGUGUAGAGAGGGGAAUGGCCAAAAUCACAAAGCAAGUUAGCGUUAAGAGCUGAGACUAGAAUUCAGGGUCCUCACUCCCAGGCCACCGAACCAUGCAGCCCCUUCUUUGGGGGAAGAGACCUGUGUCAGUCUUGGUUAAUUGUUCCAGGGAACCUUGCUAACAGAAACUUGCUCUUGCCUUGGCUCUUCAGUAGAUGACCUGGCUGUAAAGAGAUUCCCUGGACGAGCCAGAUCAUUCAGUUUCAGCGAGUCCUUGAGCUCCACAACAUCUACCAGAUAUAGCAGACAAGCACCCAUGGAGGCAGGUUUCGGGCCUGAAGCAGAUCAGAGGGCUUUGCAAAAGACAGCAUAGAGCCAUCUUCCUGCAACUUUACCUCUUUCCCUCAGAUGGGGAGCCAUGACUGGGUUGCACCUCAGGAUACUGUAAUUUGACUCCAUAAUUGCUUUUGCUCCUGAAACCUGGGAAUCAAUGGAAAGGCAGGGAAUGUGCCUCUUCUGUGGCCAGAUUCUGUUAUUUGCAAUUAAAGCAAGUUUUUAAAAAAUGCAAGAGGCAGUUGUUAGUCUUCAGGGCUUGGCAACUGAAAUAGCUAUGUGGCGGAUACGGAAAACAGAGGACAAUUUGAGGAUCUUGCUGGAAUAAUAAAUGACAGCUACCAUUUGUUGAGCACCUAUUAUAUAUCAGGCACUGAGCUGGGUAGGCUCUAAACUUCACAAUAACCCUGUGACUUAACUACUUUAUCUCCAUUUUGUAGUUGAAGAAAUAAGUUCAGAGAGAAAGAUUCCUUCCCAAGGUCAUGCAGCUAGUAAAUGAUAGAAUCAGGAUUCAUAGCAUCACUAUAGGGGGUCAAUAUUUACACAAAAAAGGAAAGUCACAAGCCUGUUUAAAAUGAAGUGACCACCUUUUCUUGCAUAGACUAAAUAACUCGAACUGGCAUUUUUAGGUUGGAAAGACAGCUGAAUUAGUAGUUAAGUCUGAUAGCCAAGUAAGUUUUAAAAACCAAAGCAUCCAGGAUGCACACCCCUGCACCAUUUGCUGUGCGAAUUAAUAGUUCUGUCUCUCUCUCUCUUUCUUUUUUCUUUUUAUUCUUUGAGAUGGAUUUUCGCUCUUGUCGCCCAGGCUGGAGUACAAUGGCACGAUCUUGGCUCACUGCAACCUCCGCCUCCCGGGUUCAAGCGAUUCUUCUGCUGGGAUUACAGCAUAUGCCACCAUGCCCAGAUUAUUUUUUUGUAUUUGUAGUAGAGACGGGGUUUCACCAUGUCAGUCAGGCUGGUCUUGAACUCCUGACCUCAGGUGAUCCACCCGCCUCAGCCUCCCACACUGCUGGGAUUACAGGCAUGAGCCACCGCUCCUGGCCUCUCUUUCUUUUUUAAACAAAGAACUUUGCACUUGGCCAGAGAGGAGGAGAAAGCCCAUUUUCUCCCUUCCUAAGCUAGAUCCAAAUAAAAGAAAGUUCAGUUUUCCCCCAUAACUAUUCUUGGGUCAUGAACUUUGAUCUGGAGUUUGUUUUGUUUCAGGAAUGUGUGCACCCAGCUUGCUGAUCCAACAAAGUCUAUUGCUUACCAGUCUAGCUUGAUGAAGCCUUUUGGCCAGAAGUCAAUUUGUUUUGGAUCAGAGAAAUUUCCUGACAAGGUAUAUUUGUUUUCUAGUGACAGAAAGGCAAAGGAACAAGUCCUAGUUGUUGUUGUUGUUGUUGAAUACUAAAUUUAAGAUAUGUCAGCUUGCUUUCAAUGAGCCUUGGGCUUCUGUUAUUGCUUGAGCAUUUGGAACUCGAGCUUCCAGAGAAAUUUGAGGUCCUCGCUUGUUCUCUGCCUUCAAGAAACAAUGACCUGAUUCUGUCUUUAAAAAAAAAAAUCUCAGAAUUCUUUUUUUGUUUGUGUUUUUUUUUUUUUUUGAGACAGAGUCUCACUCUGUUGCCCAGGCUGGAGUGCAGUGGCGCCAUCUCGGCUCACUGCAACCUCCGCCUCCCAGGUUCAAGCAAUUCUCCUGCCUCAGCCUCCCAGGUAGCUGCCACUACAGGUGCUGCACCACCACGCCCGGCUAAUUUUUGUAUUUUUAGUAGAGACAGGGUUUCACCAUAUUAGCCAGGUGGGUCUUGAACUCCUGACCUUGUGAUCCACCCGCCUCGGCCUCCCAAAGUGCUGGGAUUACAGGCGUGAGCCACCUUGCCUGGCCAAAAAUCUCAGAAUUCUUUAAGACUGUUUUAAUUGCUCCAUCAGUAAUUUUGAAGCACUUUCCUUUUUUUUUUUUUUUCCCCUUUUUGUCCCUUUCCCCAAGCCACCAAUUGGAUGGAUGAAUGUUUGACGGGGAAGAGGAAGGGUAGGAGGAUGCAUGGAUGAGUGGAUGAGUGGAUCGAUGGAUGUAUUGAUAAAUAGAUAGAACCAGUCAUCUGAAGCAACUUAAGAAUUGUAGCCUUGACUCCUUGAGACUGUAGAUUUCGAUCCAGGAAACAUUUAUUUAGCACCUGCCAGAUGCCAGAAAUUUAUACCAUUUAAAACUCAGUAAGUCUUUUAAAUAUCAGGAAGGAGAGAAGCGACAUCAUGAUACAUCCUAUGGGUAUUAAAAAGCCAAUAGAAUAUUAUGAAUAAUUUUAUGCUAAUAAAUUUAACAACUUCAACAUCAUAAACAAAUUCCUUGAAAAAUAAAAAGUACCAAAAUUCAUUCAAGAAGAAAUAGAUACCAGCCUGAGCAACAUGGCAAAAUCCCAUCUCUACAAAACAUCAAAAAAAAAAAAAAUUAGUCGGGCAUGGUGGUGCACACCUGUAAUCCCAGCUUGUCAGGAGGCUGAAGUGGGAGGAUCACCUGAGCCCAGGGAGGUCAAGGAUGCAGUGAGCCAUGGUCUCACCACUGCACUCUAGCCUGGGUGACAGAAUGAGACCCCGUCUCAAAAAAAAAGAAGAAGUAGAUAAUCUGAAUAGCCCUAUAUCUAUAGAAACUUAAUAGUGCUGGGAGAUAUAGGUAUUAUUAUCCUCAUUUUACAGAUGUGAAAAUUGAGGCUCAGAGAAGUAAAGUCUAUUGCUCAAGGUCAUGUGGCUAGAAUAUGGCAGAGCCAUGAUUCAGAUCCAGGUCUUCUGAUUCUUAUUCCAGUGUCCUUUCUAGCAUACCAUGUUGCCUCUAAAGAUUGCAGCUCCUUAUUUACUAGAAAAUUGUUCCUGCCCAAUCUACAUCUCCACCUCACCCCAUCUUUUCUUAAGCACUAUGUUUGUGUUUUUAUCAGUAUUAUAUUCAUUGUCUUUGGAAUACAUGUUCUUGUUUGUGUUUGGAAAAAAAAUCUCUUUUACCAGCUUGCACUCGGACCAACUUGGAAAAAAAAAAGCUUAAAUGUUUUUGCUAUGUACAGUUUAAAAAUGUGAAGUUUGUAGCUUUAACUUUUUGUAAGAAAAUCUAAUAACACUGGCUUAAGUGCUGACUUGAAAUGCUAUUUUGUAAGGUUUGGAUGUAAGUAAUCAAUUGAGGUCAGCAGUUUGUAUGAGACAUAGCUUCCUCCAUUGCCCCCACUCCUUUUUUCUUUUUUAAGUUUGAGAUGCUUCCUGUGUUUUUAUGUUAGAAUUGUUGUUCUCCUUCUUUUCUUCUUCCUAUACCUCAUCACGUUUGUUUUAAAUAAACUGUCCUUUGGACCACAAACCCUUAUUAACGAGAACCUCAAUAUAUAGCCUGGAUAAUGGUGUUGUGAACAAUCUUUGUGACAUUGA